GAAAUGUAAAGUUGUACGGUCAAUGAACUUGUGCGCGAGAGAUUGUACUUCGUAAUAGCUCUUCGUUAGGAACGAUCGUUAGGUAUACAAUGAAGUCCAACAAAAAUAUAAGUAAUAGCGGACUGUGGGGCGAGUUGCCAACAAGGGAGAUGAUUAAGCAGGAAGUGAUAACACCAGAUCUAAUAGAAAACGUUUGGCGACAGGUCAUGGAUGAUUCAAACAGUACAGACUGUGAUUACCGGAUUGAUCGACAACCUGAAUACUUACAAUUACCAAUGGGAAAUCUACAUGUAUUAAACACUAUAAAUCUUCAUCAACAAUUACGUACAAUGGAAGAGGGAACUAUGCUUGGGAAUAUGACUGUUGUAGAGUCAUCAGAUUCAAAAGAUUCAAAAGAUAUAACAUGUUCUAGAAGUCUAUUUCAUUUUCUGCCUUAUCAAUCAAAAAAGAAUACGUUUGAAGAUAAUUCUACUAUAAAUUACUUAACACCAAAAAUUGCACGAAAUUUGUUAAGGCACACUGUGAUCACUUUGUUAGCGCACAUAGGAUAUGAAAAUUCGUCAGAUGUAGCCAUAGAAACGCUUACCGACGCCGCGGAUCACUUUUUAAGGCGGAUGACUCUUCUAUUGAAAGCAGCGACUGAACAGAAAGAUCAUGGAUUUCCUGAUGCCGUGGAAAGAGUAAUGCUGGAGACAGGCGUGGGAAAUGUAUCGGCGUUGCAUGACUACUACCAGGAAUAUAUCUUGAAGUUCGAGGAGAACACGAAGAGGAAAGUCGAGGAAAUGAUGGAGAGACAGAGACUGGAUGAGGCAGCUAACAAGCUGCAAUUCGAAGAGCUCGACGAAUUCAGCAAUGUGUACCGUGAAGUCCCAACGUUGCAGCUGCUCGAUCCCGACAUGGGAUUUCCACCCAGUCUGGACGCUGGCUUUCAAAUGCUCUAUAGUCUCGAGCAGGACGAAUAGACUUUCUUUCUCGAGUUAAAAUAAUCUUGCUGCUAUCGGCCUUCCAGAUUGAAUAACAUAGAAGAGGAAAAAGUGAAUGUGAGCGAUUCCCCGAUUGUGAGACAAUGAUUAGACGAUAUUUAUACAUAAAACAAGAUG
Trachymyrmex septentrionalis is the source of this 1100-nucleotide messenger RNA. RefSeq lists its product as uncharacterized. NCBI's taxonomy places the organism in Eukaryota, Metazoa, Arthropoda, Insecta, Hymenoptera, Formicidae. Gene Ontology annotation, molecular function: transcription coactivator activity; protein heterodimerization activity. The record is from RefSeq and is a predicted model, not a curated record. Gene Ontology annotation, cellular component: SAGA complex. The transcript has 7 exons. Bases 90 to 962 code for a protein of 290 amino acids.